Molecule: messenger RNA, 650 nt
Organism: Rubroshorea leprosula
Lineage: Eukaryota; Viridiplantae; Streptophyta; Magnoliopsida; Malvales; Dipterocarpaceae
Source: the annotation of a GenBank genome assembly
AAUUAAACUCAUGAGAUUUUUUUUAAUAAUAAUUGUUUUUGCUUUGUUCCUGUCAAAGUUUCACUCUUCUUGAUCCGGUUUAGAUUUUUUGAGCAUGUGAAAAUUGAAGGUGAAAAAUUCACCAAGACAAGAACAGGCCUGAAGAUCUUUACUGGUUUUUAUUCUUCAGGAAUCUGUACAAAGUCAUGGAAAGUGGCAGUAGCAUUAGCUCAUACAAUAAUCCAGGCAAAGGGGUGUCAGAAUUGGAAAAACUACAAAAACGGCAUGAAGAGAAGACAUUAAAGAUCCAAGAGCUGAAGAGACAGAUUGAAUCUGUGAAGCAGCUUCUGGAGAAUAAGAAGAAAAAAGAUGUUCCAGAGGAGAGAAAGGAAACCUUCAGAAACUUGAGUGAGAGAUAUAACAGCCUGAGGGAAGAAUACAACGCAUUGCUGGCAGCUAAGUCAUGGGAAAAGAAAUAAGGAAUUGAAGGAAAAAAUCAAGAUUCUGUUUUUAUGCACUUACUGUGCCUGCUCUGUAGGUGCAAGCAAACAUAUAGGACUAGGGAAAGCAGUUCUCGAAACCCAUUUUUAAGGAUAAUAAUUUUUUUUUUUUGUGUGGUCAAAACAGUGUAAUGCUUAUAUUAUGAAAUUCAAUAACCCAAAGUCAAAGUU